GGUGAAAAUGUCCCUGUAGACGGGAAGUGUAGAACUACUGUUGGUAUGGCCUGUGAUCGUUCUGUGAGGGGUUCCACAUCCUGCGCUAUAUGGGAAUAUAAAGCCAGCAUAGCAUCCUUGUUUAGCCGGAAUUUUUCUUAAUGCCCAGGCUGACAAAUUGGGCAGACCUGGACCCAACCCAAACCCACUGAUCCGCAACCAGCCACCCUGCUAUGCCCCUUUCCCAGACCCCCUAUCUGACCCUAUCCGUAGUGGGUUGCGCAAAAGUGACGUCACAGUGGGCUGGAAGUGAUGUCACUCCGGAGGCAGAUCAACUAGCUUCAGAGAGAAGAUGUUCCGUAUAGUGAUCCUCACGUUGGCUCUGGCUCUGCCAAUCAUGGGGAAGGGUAACGAUGAGGAAUGCCCCCCCGGCAAGUACUUUGAUGCCUGCGGCAGGUCGUGCCCGCCCACUUGCGCCACGCUGGACAGACUGGAAACCUACGGCAGCAACUGUUACCCCUCGUGUGUCUGUAUGCCGGGCACCGUGCUGCCCCAUGAGGGCGCCGAGCAGUGUGUGAGGAUCGCAGAGUGCCCCCCGGUGGGUCAAUAGGGAAUCACAAAUGAUUGUGUAUCUAAUGCCAAGCCGUGAAUUCAAGCAAUUUCCCAAUAAACAGAACACGAGGAGUCC
Messenger RNA from Xenopus tropicalis (tropical clawed frog), 667 nucleotides. Its product is annotated as cysteine-rich venom protein 1-like. The record is from RefSeq and is a predicted model, not a curated record. The coding region runs from base 332 to 589 and encodes 85 amino acids. NCBI's taxonomy places the organism in Eukaryota, Metazoa, Chordata, Amphibia, Anura, Pipidae. The transcript is spliced from 4 exons.